AUGCCUCCUCCCAGGAGGCCACAGGAGUACGGCCAGCAUCCGCCUCAGCGAGAUGCCGCCUACGCCAACAUCUUCGGCGCCUCUCCAGGCCCCGGCCGAUCGCACACCAUGACCUCCUCGUCGCAGCCCCCUCCGAUGAUGCACUCGGACCGCACCCAGACCAUGUCGUCAAUGUCUUCGAUGCAACGGCAGCCGCCUCCUCGAGCACCCCAGGGGCCUGGGUACGACCGAACCCGCACCAUGGACUCGAGCAUGGCAAACGGGUACUACCCAGGCCAAAGAGUUAUGCCUCCUGGUCCACAGAUGCCGUCUCAGCAGUACUUGCAGCAGCAGCGGCAGCCUCAUGGCCCGCCAGGCCGAUAUCCUCCUGGCCCGAUACCCCCAAGAUUCGAUCAGAGAGGACCCCCACCAGGCGCAUAUGGUGUCCGGACGCCAGCACAAAGAUUCUAUCAGAACGGUGCAGGCCCCGCUCCGGCGUUGAACUCCGACUCGUACCGAUCCCAAUCUCUCGCCGGCCCUCCGAGGCAGCCGAUGUAUCAGGCCCAGUCGAACUCGAUACAAAACGGCCCACCACAGCAGGCCCCCGCAAAUGCCUUUCGGCAUGCACCGUACAGCUCGAGCUCUUCUCGAACGACCGCCCAGGGUCGUGUGGUACCCGAGCGCCAUGAUGAAAGGGCCAUGUCAAUGACUGGUGGUUACCCGGGGCACGAACGUGAUGCGCACCAGACCAUGAGCGGGAGGGUGAUCCCGAACAGGAGGGCGCCUUCAGUGGAGGUCUCACAGGAUGGACAGAAUGGAUACAACGGGUUCACGCCUGCUCCUGGGGCACAGACGAGGUCUAGUGUGCAGUCGUCGGCCAGCGGGGACAGCGGUAGAACCAUGUCCAUGGCUUCCACCAUUGCGCCCUCUAUAUCCGAGAGGUCUGACACCACAUUAACACACCGUCCCUCAAUGAGCUAUUCCACGACGGACGGGGUGGAACGGCCGCCCACGGCGAAGAUACGGCCACCACUGGUCUACCCCGCGCUCCUUUCCCGCGUUGGCGAGUGUUUCCGGGAGAAGAUCAUCACUGGAGACCGCACGAAGAACGAACUGACCUACAAGAACGCAUUCAGUGGCUCGGAGGCAGUGGACGUGUUGUCGUACAUCAUUAGGACCACGGACCGAAACCUCGCCCUGUUACUGGGCAGAGCAUUGGACGCCCAGAAGUUCUUCCACGAUGUGACGUACGAGCAUAGGCUUCGAGACUCGGCCUCUGAGAUGUACCAAUUUCGGGACAUAAUGAUGGAAGAAGGCAGCGACAAGCCUCCAGUAAACGGUGUCUUCGUCCUCUUGUCCGAGUGCUACUCCCCGACUUGCACACGAGACCAGCUAUGUUACUCGAUUGCCUGUCCUCGGCGCCUGGAGCAAGUCUCGCGUCUGAAUUUGAAGAUUGGUGCUGGGCUCAAGAAGGAGGAAGCGCCGCCCAACGACGACGACGACGUGGACCAGACGGACGAGCAGAAGCUCUGGAUCAACACGGUGCCGAAGGAGGUCGCUGAUAGCGUGAGUGAUAAGGAAAAGAAGAGACAAGAGGUUAUAUCUGAGAUUUGUUACACGGAACGGGACUUCUGCAAAGAUUUGGAGUAUCUGCGAGACUUUUGGAUCAACCCUCUUCGGUCGAAAGCGUCGCCUAUCCCCCCUCAGCGAAGAGAAAAGGUGGUGCGCAACAUUUUUAGCAACAUCAUCGAUCACCCCAGUAUACAUGCGGUGAGCUCCAAGCUGGCCAAGGGCCUCACAGAUCGACAGUCGAACGGCCACGUCGUGCGGAACAUCGGAGACAUAUUUAUGGAAUGUGUCCCGCUUUUCGAGCCGUUUAUAUUGUACGGGUCCAAGCAAUUGGAGGCGAAAUACGAGUUCGAGAACGAGCGAUCUAUCAAUCCCCAAUUCAGCCGAUUUGUGGACGAGAUCGAGAGGCGGAAGGAGUCGAGAAAGCUGGAGUUGAACGGUUACUUGACCAAGCCAACAACCAGAUUGGCGCGUUAUCCCCUUCUGCUCGAGAACAUUCUCAAAUACACAGAAGACGGGAACCCGGACAAGGAAGAUAUCCCGAAGGUGCUGGUCAUGGUACGUGACCUGCUAACAAGGGUCAACGCUGAGUCCGGGAAGGCAGAGAACCGUUUCAAUUUGCGGCGUCUGCACGAUCAGCUCAAAUUCCGGCCAAACGAGAAGGUAGACUUGAAGUUGACGGACGAGGGCCGUGAGCUUGUCUUCAAGAGCAACUUCAAGAAGUCACCAACAGAAAAUACGGAUAUAACCGCGUUCCUUUUCGACCACGCUGUUCUGCUAGUCAGGAUAAAGCAAGUUGGCAAAACGGAGGAAGUCAAGGCCUACCGCCGGCCGAUCCCUCUAGAAUUACUGUCAAUUAAGGAGAUGGAGGAAGUCAUCCCAUCAGCAGGCGCCCCCCGAAGAUCCACCUCCGGCUUGCUGCCAAACAUAAGGAACGAGGUCGGCAAGAAAGGGGAGGGCUGGCCCAUCACGUUCAAGCACAUGGGCAAAAUGGGAUAUGAGCUGGCACUCUACGCAUCCACACAGACUGGGAGACAGAAGUGGCUUGAGUUCAUCGAUGCUGCGCAGCAAAAGUUGAGGGCGCGUGUGGACUUCCUCAACACCACCAUGAUUUCACAAGGAUUCUUCACAGGCGUGAACAAGGUCAACUGUGUUGCUCCUUUCGAUGGCGGUAGGAAGUUGAUAUACGGCACUGAUGCGGGUAUCUAUGUGUCGGAUCGCAAGUCAGGCGGUCAGCCGCGCAAGAUUCUGGAGGCGACCAACGUCACCCAGAUCGAUGCGCUGGAGGAGUACCAGCUUCUCUUGGUUCUCUCGAACAAGUCGCUCAUCUCGUACAACCUGGCAGCGCUUGACCCCAACGAAUCCGCGCUCUCCAAGAAGCCCAAGAAGAUUCAGAGCCACUGCAGUUACUUCAAGGCAGGCAUCUCCAUGGGUAGGCAUCUGGUGUGCUGUGUUAAGCCCACGACACUUUCCACCACCAUCAAAGUGUACGAGCCCAAUGACGCUAUGUCCAAGAGCAAGAAGCAGAAGGGUUUCAGCAAAAUGUUCAACGCCGGCCAAGACGAGCUCAAACCAUUCAAGGAGUUCUACAUCCCGACAGAGUCUACAUCUGUGCACUUCCUGAAGUCGAAGCUGUGCGUGGCUUGUGCUCGCGGUUUUGAGGUCGUAUCCUUGGAGACGCUUGAAACACAGUCCCUGCUCGACCAGGCGGACACGUCGCUGGACUUCGUGGCUCGAAAGGAAGCUGUGAAGCCGAUUCACAUCGAACGUCUCAAUGGCGAAUUCCUGCUGAACUAUUCCGAGUUCUCAUUCUUUGUUAACCGAAACGGAUGGCGGGCAAGGCCUGAGUGGAGAAUCGACUGGGAAGGAACGCCUCACAGCUUCGCACUCUCCUACCCCUGGAUCCUGGCUUUCGAACCCAACUUCAUCGAGCUUAGGAAUAUUGAAUCUGGUGCGGUGCACAUCGUGCCGCACAAGAACAUUCGCAUGUUACACAGCAGCACACACGAGAUAUUGUUCGCAUAUGAAGAUGAAAAGGGCGAGGACGUCGUUGAGGCCAUGGAUUUCUGGAAGAGUCAACGAAAGAGCACCAUGCCUGACGGCGGGAUGAACUCACCGAUCGGACAAUACGCCAGAAUUACGCAAUAG
Molecule: messenger RNA, 3696 nt
Organism: Diaporthe citri
Lineage: Eukaryota; Fungi; Ascomycota; Sordariomycetes; Diaporthales; Diaporthaceae
Exons: 4
Coding region: 1-3696 (1231 amino acids)
Biological process (GO): intracellular signal transduction
Molecular function (GO): guanyl-nucleotide exchange factor activity
Source: RefSeq, a predicted model, not a curated record